Molecule: messenger RNA, 1506 nt
Organism: Lobosporangium transversale
Lineage: Eukaryota; Fungi; Mortierellomycota; Mortierellomycetes; Mortierellales; Mortierellaceae
Product: P-loop containing nucleoside triphosphate hydrolase protein
Exons: 5
Coding region: 1-1506 (501 amino acids)
Molecular function (GO): sulfotransferase activity
Source: RefSeq, a predicted model, not a curated record
AUGGUGCGCUUGCCAUCAAAGAACCUGCUCUCUGGAAUUCUUGAAGCCGACCCACAGGAUGCUGAGCGGAUCAUGAUGGAGCGAUAUGCUCAUAGCCUUCAAUUCAAAGGAAAAGUCAGGAUAAAGUCACUCGCUACCGCAUUAGAAGAUGAUCGUGGUGGGAAUGUCGACAUUCUUCCUAAAAGACUGACCAAGAAGGAGCGCAGCACCACCAUCUAUUUCCCCCCUGCGUGCAAAAAUGGACGGCAUUGGCAAAUCUGUAAAAAAAUUGUGCCAAGCUUCAUGAUUGCUGGCGCUGAGCACAGUGGUGCCGAUGUCCUUUAUGAAGCCUUCCGCACGCACCCUCAAGUAUGGGAUUUAGUGAAGGCGAACGAGAUGUAUGAGAGAACUGGCAAUGCCUCCAUGUUGGACCUUCCAGACAGCGACGAGACACCCUUCUUCGGGUCACAAAAUUACAAUGAUUUUGACCCAGCAACUAAGAACUUGGAGUGGUAUCUGCAGCAUUUCCCCUCUAUUAAGGAUAUUCCUGUCACUGCACAUAAUCCAGUUCUAUCAGGAGAAUCUCUUCCUCAUAUUCAACACUAUGGUCUCAGUCAUGUCAACAUAGACCAUCAAGAGGCCCCAAAUUAUAAUGACCAAAAGAUUCUCGUGGGAGAAUGUGCACCUAGCUAUUUGCACAUGAAUGGGGCGAGCAAGAGGAUUGCUAGCACCAUGCCUGAGAUUAAGGUCGUCUUUAUCUUCCGUGAUCCUAUUGAUCGUGCUUACCUCAACUAUUUAGAACAAAAACAAUAUGCUGCAGGAUAUAGUUUUGAAGAAAUUGUCGCAGAGGAGUUACUUAUCUUGAAGGAAUGUAUUGCACGGCCUGGAAGUAAGAAGUGGACUGAAUUUCUUCGCUGUCACUCUGAAGAGGCAACUAAGACUGCAAAGCGAAUGGGCCUUCCCAAUCGCCCAAGAGCAAACAAUGCUAGAGACCCUCCUGCUCCACUUUUGAACUUGAUCGUCAAGGGUCUAUACUAUUCUCAGCUGCAUGAGUUUGUGAAGCAUGUUCCAUUCACAAAGAUCUUAGUUUUGAGGACAGAGGACCUUUACGACAAGAAAUCAACCGUAUCAACCAUGGUCCGGUUGUCACACUUUUUGAGCCUCGACCCCUCGCCAUUUAUGAAUUUCCCGAUUGAAAUUGGAACUGAUCCAAUGGCACCACUAAGGCAUGAUAGUGCAGCUUACAACAACAAGAUCUUUGGUGGUGUUAACGGAGUUAUGACUGAGGAUGAAGGUGACUUGGCCAAUUCGGGCGAGGAUAUGGACUUUGACUAUGAUCAACGCAGGAUUGCCAGCAGUUCAGCAGGGCCCUCUAUUUCACAGCAAGUUUUUUCAGAUCCUCCUUUGGAAUUGGCCACUCGGUUCCGUCUGCAACGCGUUUUUGAACCAUUCAAUCAAAAGCUUGUUGACAUGUUUGAACACCGUCAGGACUUUCCUGGAUGGGAAUACGAUGUUGACCGUGGAUAG